AUGAGUAAAGUUUCAAUAGUUAUCUAUCCUCCUUAUCCUCGUAAUAUUCAUUACCUCUUCUUAAUUUUCUCCUCGUCCUCUUCUAUUUCUCCUCCGCCUCCUUCUUCUCUUCGGCUUCUUCGCUUUUUCUUUUUCUUCUCGUCCUCUUUUUCGUCUCCCCCUCUUCUUCGCUUCUUCUUCAUAUUCUCCCCGUCCUCCUCCUCUUCUACUACUUCUCCUCCUACUCUUCUUCUUCUACUCUUCUGUUUGGCUUCUUUUUCUUUUAUACUCUUCUUCUUCUGUUCUUCUUCUUCUUCUUCUUCUUCUUCUUCUUCGUCUCGUCUUCGCUUCUUCUUCAUUUUUUCCUCGUCCGCUUCUUCUUCUGCUUCGCCAACCCUAUUCUUCUAUUCCUCGUUCUCUUCUUUUUUCCUUCUUCUUCUUCUUCUUCUUCUUUUUCUUCUUCUUCUUCGCUUUUCUUUUUCUUCUUCGUCUCCUCCUCCUCUUCUUCGCUUCUUCUUCAUUUUCUCCUCGUCCUCCUCUUCUUCCUCUGCUUCGCCAACCCUAGUCUUUUAUUCCUUGUUCUUUUCUUCUUCUUCGCUUUUUCUUUUUCUUCUCGUCCUCUUCUUCAUCUCCUUACUCCUCUUCUUCGCUUCUUCAUUUUCUCCCCGUCUUCGUUUUCUUCUACUUCUCCUCUUCCUCUUCUUCUUCUUCUUCUACACUUCGUCUUUUUCUUUUAUCCUUUUCUUCUUUUCUUCUACUUCGCUUCUUCUUUUUCUUCUGCUCGUCCUUGUCUUCUUCAUCUUCGGGGAUUUUUACGUUCGUCUCUUUAAAAAUAUAUAUAAAAUUAAAUCUAUAUAUCUAUCUAUCUAUCUAUCUAUCUAUCUAUCUAUCUAUCUAUCUAUGUUCACAGUCAGUUUAUAUCUAUCUAUCUAUCUAUAUAUCUAUCUAUCUAUCUAUCUGAAUCAUUCUCUUGUUAACUAUCUCAUUCUGUUGAUAUCUAUCUUUGUCAUUCAGUUCAUUAUCUAUCUAUCUAUCUAUCUAUCUAUCUAUCUAUCUAUCUAUCUACACCCUUUGAAAGAAAGGAAACUAAAGCGGUUGUUUCAAUUAAUUUGCACAAGGAUCUAUCUAUCUAUCUAUCUAUCUAUCUAUCUAUCUAUCUAUCUAUCUAUCUAUCUAAUUCUUCAGAUAUCUAUCUAUCUAUGUAUAUAA
Molecule: messenger RNA, 1188 nt
Organism: Acanthosepion pharaonis
Lineage: Eukaryota; Metazoa; Mollusca; Cephalopoda; Sepiida; Sepiidae
Source: the annotation of a GenBank genome assembly